Messenger RNA from Aspergillus saccharolyticus JOP 1030-1, 441 nucleotides. RefSeq lists its product as uncharacterized. The record is from RefSeq and is a predicted model, not a curated record. The transcript has a single exon. Lineage: Eukaryota; Fungi; Ascomycota; Eurotiomycetes; Eurotiales; Aspergillaceae. The coding region runs from base 107 to 355 and encodes 82 amino acids.
AGACAAGAAAAGGGGCCAGGCCGGAGCUCGAUGUAGGCAGCGGCGAUCUGUUGAUGUAAUUUCGUUGUCGCGACCAGCCGGUGGGGCAUACGAGUCGCCAUGAGGCAUGGCUUGCCGUAGCUUUGAUAUUCUUCUGUGGUCAAUUCCAGGUACUUUUGGGACAAUCGACAGCCGUACGGGAUGCAGUCCGCUUCUUAAUCUGCCCGCCGCUGCAGCCCUCACUUAUGGACGCACUAGAAAUGAUUCCUCUUAUCCAAACCGCACAGAACCCAAAACAAGUGCUGAUCCCUCCGGCAGCGCAAUUCGCCUCGAACCAAGGAACCAUCUCUCGAACUCUUGCCUUGGCGUCGGGUGAUCGGUAGGGGAGAUUGCCUCUUUGAGGGUCGGUGGAGCCCUCAAUCCUGAAUCUCGGAAUGAUCAUCGCGAGCUGAAAGGGUGACA